Messenger RNA from Jaculus jaculus (lesser Egyptian jerboa), 2114 nucleotides. It is a transcript of the gene Slc25a29, whose product is annotated as solute carrier family 25 member 29. Gene Ontology annotation, biological process: mitochondrial L-ornithine transmembrane transport. Lineage: Eukaryota; Metazoa; Chordata; Mammalia; Rodentia; Dipodidae. The transcript has 7 exons. Gene Ontology annotation, cellular component: mitochondrion. The record is from RefSeq and is a predicted model, not a curated record. Gene Ontology annotation, molecular function: high-affinity L-arginine transmembrane transporter activity. The coding region runs from base 487 to 1302 and encodes 271 amino acids.
GGCUGAGCGCAAGCCGACGAGCCGCCAGCGAGUCGCAGCUCCGUCCCGGGCUGUCCGGGUUCCACGCCGGGAGCAGGCGGCGUCCAGGACUAGCCCCAGCGCAGCAAGCCAGAGACCGGACGGCCACCUGCGGGCCGGGGCUGCGGGAGGAAGUGGAGGAAGGCGGCCGGGCCGGGCCGGGCCAUGGCGCUCGACUUCCUGGCUGGAUGUGCCGGGGGUGUGGCAGGUGUGCUUGUGGGACACCCGUUUGACACAGUCAAGGACUCAGGGCAGCCUGUGAGCAGCAGGGCCCUAGGCCAGACCUUCUGUACUUGCUACAAACCUUGAACUUGGCUUCUCUUCCCACCCAGGGGCCACCCGUCAGUAGCAAAGUGCAACUUUGUUGCAGAUGCGCGGAAGCCUCACCGGGGAGCGCUAGUCUGGCCCCCAGGCGGGAGAGGUCCUGGGAGCGACACUUCUCAGAGUGCCUGCGCUUGAGGUUCAGAAAUGGUGCGGCUGCAGGUGCAGAGUGUGGAGAAGCCGCAGUACCGAGGGACGCUGCACUGCUUCCAGUCCAUCAUCAAGCAGGAGAGCGUGCUAGGUCUGUACAAAGGCCUCGGUUCCCCUCUCAUGGGGCUCACCUUCAUCAAUGCAUUGGUGUUUGGGGUACAAGGCAACACCCUCCGGGCCUUGGGUCAAGACUCGCCACUGAACCAGUUCUUGGCUGGCGCAGCAGCCGGUGCCAUCCAGUGUGUCAUCUGCUGCCCCAUGGAGCUGGCCAAGACACGGCUACAGCUUCAGGACGCGGGCCCAGCCCGCACCUACAAGGGCUCCCUGGACUGUCUGGCACAGAUCUACCGCCGCGAGGGCCUGCGCGGUGUGAACCGGGGCAUGGUGUCCACUCUGCUGCGCGAAACGCCCAGCUUUGGUGUGUACUUCCUCACCUAUGAUGUGAUGACACGGGCCAUGGGCUGUGAACCACAUGACCACCUGCUGGUGCCCAAACUGCUGCUGGCCGGUGGCACAUCUGGCAUUACGUCCUGGCUCUCCACCUAUCCCAUGGACGUGGUGAAGUCACGGCUGCAGGCAGAUGGGCUGCAAGGAGCCCAACGUUACCAUGGCAUCAUCGACUGCAUGCGCCAGAGCUACCAGGCUGAAGGCUGGCGUGUCUUCACACGUGGCCUGGCCUCCACGCUGCUGCGUGCUUUCCCUGUCAACGCUGCCACCUUUGCCACUGUGACUGUGGUGCUGACCUACACGCGGGGCAACGAGGCCUCUGCUGCUCCUGCUGGGCCCGCUCUGGCCCAGCCCUCAAGCCUGUGAUGCCAUCCCUGCUGGCUCCCCAGGACCACUCUGCUGAAGCCCAGGCAGGUAAAGUGGCUCCUUGGCCUGUAAUCUCCACUCCACCAGCCUGAUUCCUUAGCUCUGAAACGGGGACACUCCUACGCACAUGGUACAGUCAGGAAGGUCGGAGGUGAUGCCUGGCCAAGUCCACACUCUGCAGCUGAACCUGCUACUCAGGAAACCAGCCAGAUUCUCCAGCCCCAGCAAUCCCACAGGCCUCUCUGAGCCACCUGUAACAGGCUGGCCAGUCACCUUCCAACUCCUUAAAUGUCUGUGACAGAGCCUCAGGGAGACCCUUGGCCACCUCUCACUGUUAGAGGCAGAGGCUAGCUUGAUGUGCUCCUGGCCUAGCAGAGAGACCCUCUGCCUGUGUACCAGCUCCUUAGCUGACGCCCUCCCACUGCCAGAUGUCUCCACAGUGAAAGGGAUGCGGCCCAGGGAAAGUCUUCCCUUCUGGGCCUCAAGCUGCCUGUCUAAAACGAGGACCUAGAUCUACCCGUGUCCGGCGUGCUACCACUGGCCAGGAUUCCAUGGUGAAGAGAAGGCCCUGCAGAGUGCACUGAGGAGCAUGCACCCCAACAAAUGGCAUCUUUUCGGGCAGUCUCCUCCAUACCCGCAUCCCUGAAGGUACAGAGGGCUUGGUAGUAGGCACAAUGUGGCCAGUUCACCCCAUUCUGCACUGAGGACUGGCAGGCACUCCCAGGAAGCAGGUUGUGUUUAAGGAAAGUCUCCACCUCACCAGCCAGGUUGAAGAGGAAGUUCUGAUGGAAUAAAGCUGUCACUGUUUUUAA